UUCUGUUUGUCUAUAAUGGAGUUGUUCUCUUUCUUGCUCUUCUUUCCGAUCUUAGUUGUUUGUCUCAGGGUUUGCAAGUGGGUUGCCGACGAGAGAGACCAAGAAUGUUACAUUUUGGACUACCAAUGUUACAAGCCGACCGAUGAUAGAAUGGUCGGGACUGAGUUUUGUGGGGAAGUGAUAAAAAGGAACAAGAACCUUGGACUCAACGAGUACAAGUUUUUGUUGAAAGCCAUUGUCAGCUCCGGCAUUGGGGAACAAACCUACGCCCCAAGAAUCAUGUUCUCCGGCCGAGAAGAGUCCCCGACGUUGGCCGAUGGAAUCCUAGAAAUGGAAGAGUUUUUUAACGACAGCAUCGGCAAGCUCUUGUCGAGGGCAGGCGUUUCGGCUCGAGAAAUCGAUCUCCUGGUCGUCAACGUCUCCAUGCUAUCAGCCGUUCCUUGUUUGUCCUCUAGAAUCAUCAAUCGUUACAAAAUGAGGGAAGACGUCAAGUGCUUUAACUUGACUGGAAUGGGGUGCAGUGCAAGUUUGAUCUCCCUCGAUAUCGUUCGCAAUGUGUUCCAAUCGUACAAAAACAAGUACGCUUUGUUGGUGACAUCGGAGUCUUUGAGUCCAAAUUGGUAUGCAGGCAACGACAGAUCCAUGAUUCUGGCGAAUUGCUUGUUCCGUUCCGGCGGGUGUGCGAUACUUUUGACGAACAAGAAGUCCCUGAAGCACGGAGCCAUGUUCAAAUUGAAAUGCUUGGUGAGAACACAUCAUGGUGCAAGAGACGAGUCGUACAAUUGUUGCAUCCAAACGGAAGAUGAGAAAGGAAGGGUUGGGUUUCACCUUGGGAAGAACCUCCCAAAAGCAGCAACCCGUUCUUUCGUCGACAAUUUAAGGGUCAUUUCCCCCAAGAUCCUGCCGGUUACGGAGCUAGUCAAGUUCAUGGUGGUCUCCCUGGUUAAGAAAUGGAACCGCCGUGGUUCAACCAAGGGAACCACGACUCAAGGUCCUAUAAAAGCUGGGGUUAACUUCAAGAGAGGAGUGGACCAUUUCUGCAUCCACACAGGAGGGAAAGCAGUGAUCGAAGGCAUAGGGUUAAGCCUCGAUCUCACCGAGCACGACCUCGAACCGGCAAGGAUGACACUGCAUCGUUUCGGGAACACAUCGGCAAGCAGUCUUUGGUAUGUUUUAGCAUACAUGGAAGCCAAGAAAAGGUUGAAGAAAGGGGAGAAAGUGUUGAUGAUAAGCUUUGGGGCUGGGUUUAAAUGCAACAGCUGUGUGUGGGAGAUUGUAAGGGAUUUAGGGGAUGGGAAUGUUUGGAAAGAUGAAAUUGAAAAAUACCCACCAAAAACAUUGGUGAAUCCUUACAUGGAGAAGUACGGGUGGAUCCAGGACGAAGACAUAAGCACCUUCAAAAUCCCAGAAGACAAACUCUUCAAAGGUACCAACAACACUGAAACAAAUUAGGAUGCCAUUUUUAACCUUAAUCUCUUUAGAUUUAUGUCAUUGAUUAUUAAAUUUAAUUUCUGGUAUACUAUUGAGUUCUUAGAUUGUUAAAUCCCAAGGUGGAUUCAUAACCAAUAAGGUGGGCUGAUUCUAAUGAUUUAAAAAGUAUCCUAUGUUGCAUGAAUUAAGCA
Hibiscus syriacus is the source of this 1622-nucleotide messenger RNA. RefSeq names its product 3-ketoacyl-CoA synthase 12-like. Gene Ontology annotation, cellular component: membrane. The record is from RefSeq and is a predicted model, not a curated record. Gene Ontology annotation, molecular function: acyltransferase activity, transferring groups other than amino-acyl groups. Gene Ontology annotation, biological process: fatty acid biosynthetic process. The coding region runs from base 16 to 1452 and encodes 478 amino acids. Lineage: Eukaryota; Viridiplantae; Streptophyta; Magnoliopsida; Malvales; Malvaceae. The transcript has a single exon.